This is a messenger RNA of Glossina fuscipes, 771 nucleotides long. RefSeq lists its product as uncharacterized. Bases 1 to 771 code for a protein of 256 amino acids. Gene Ontology annotation, molecular function: protein kinase A regulatory subunit binding. Gene Ontology annotation, cellular component: cAMP-dependent protein kinase complex. The transcript has a single exon. The record is from RefSeq and is a predicted model, not a curated record. NCBI's taxonomy places the organism in Eukaryota, Metazoa, Arthropoda, Insecta, Diptera, Glossinidae.
AUGGAGAGGGCCCUCGAACCCUUGGACAUUGUGAAAUUUAGCAAUCUGCGCGAGCAGCAAAAGCGUUUACAAGAAAUUCCUCGAGAAGAUAUCAAAAAAAUAGUUGACGCUAUUAUAGAUCGCGGUGUCCACUUAAUUGAAAGUGACGUUAAUCAUGUAUUCUUCUACAAAAAUCCCUAUUAUAUAUCAAAGCAUGCUGACGUCAAGGAAAAGCUCGCGGUGAAGUCAAUUAGUGAGCAGACAGGCUCCUCAUUCGAUAGUUCCACUGAGGAAUCGGACGCAGAAGAAGAGGAAGACGGAGCAACCUUUCAAGAAGAAUGGAUUACAAUUGGAAAUUUUGACUUUGUUACGGCGAUACAUCAACUAACGGCGUUUGUCGAAAAAUGGGAAUUGACGCCUGCAACUAAAUUCGUCGUCAUUGCCCAAGAGUUUGCAGAGGAGGUUAAACCGUUUGGUCACCGGUAUUUUGCCGAAAUACAUUUUUCUAAGCCUACUCCCAAAUGUCCAAAUCCUUUGGCAGCCGCCAAAUUGUAUUUCCACAUAAAUAUCUGUUCGUACUUGCCUCCGUUUUAUCCAAUUAUGAUUACUUACAAAUUCGAGGGCUUCAAAACGAUGUACUAUGCCGUUGGCGAACGGAAACUUAGUUCAAAUAAAUUUCAACGUUACCUAAUUGACUCUAUUUUGCACAUGAAAUUGGCCUUCUACGCCGAGCUCUGGGAUUGUCGCAACCCCUUAAAGCCGCUUGAGAAGCGUAAAAAGAGUGGCUUCUAA